Molecule: messenger RNA, 7383 nt
Organism: Trichomonas vaginalis G3
Lineage: Eukaryota; Parabasalia; Trichomonadida; Trichomonadidae
Product: beige/BEACH-related family
Exons: 1
Coding region: 1-7383 (2460 amino acids)
Molecular function (GO): protein binding
Source: RefSeq, a predicted model, not a curated record
AUGAUUUUAGAUAUUGAUACUGUCCAGAAUAAGACAUUUUUGGAGAUUAUUGAGCGUUGCCCAACGACAAAAUAUCAAUCCUUCUCCGAAGAUGCUGGAUAUAUCAAUGAAAUUAAUGAUUACCCGCUAUCUCCAAUUCCGCCAGCCACAAUACGUCAAAUCAAGGCACAAAUCGAGCAGGGUAUUAAAUUUCAUAUCCCAUACUAUGAUCUCAAUAUCGAAUUUUCGCCUCCUCAAGAAUUAAUUCAAAAUAUUCUAUCUCAACCAACCGUAACAGAAAGAAUACGAUCAUAUCAUUCAUCUUACCUAGUGCAUUAUUUAAUGACAUGGAUAAUUCAUUGCAAAGUUGAGAAAAAAUUCGAAAAUUUCAAGCAAUUAAUCCCGAUUUUCUAUUUUAACUAUUCAAGCGAUUAUACAGCAAUAUAUUUAAAUACAUUUUUCGUUUAUAUUAAGCUUUUAACCGAACCUAACAUUCCUGCGAAAGAAUUCGAUGAUUUAUAUUCUUUAAUUUCGGAUAUUUUCCUAGAAUAUUCUUCAUUACCAGGAUACGCUUUAAAGUUACUACCAGAUAUCCUCAAAUCUUCGAUUGGAAUUGUUGAAAACGAAUUUCCUCCCGAGGCUAUUAAAUUUACUACUUUAAUCACUAUUUUAUUACAGAAAUUCUCGAAAGAUUUCGAUCCAUCUAUCAUAUCGGAGAUUUACGAGACAGUUUAUCCAUAUUUAUCUCAACUCGAUUUUGUUGUUUUAUCAUUCUUCGGCGACAUUGUACAGUAUCUUGAGAGAAAAAUAUCGAUAAACUUCAUAUCCAGUCUUGCUCUUCUGUUCUGGGCCAAGAUUUGCGAUAAUGAUCCAUACGUUCCUGUUCCAACAAAAUCUGAAAUUCAAAUACCAUAUGAGACAGGAGAAUUUUCUAUUCCAAACGAGUUAGAUUGGAACAAACCCGUAUUUGAGUUCCCAUCUGCCGAUAAAAGUCGACUUAGCCCCCCUUACAUGUCAAAUUAUAUUCCUAUCUUAGAAAAAAUCACAGGGAGCGAACAAGACUACUACACAGCUGUUGUCGGUAACUUAAUUGCAUUGAUUUCGAAGAAUUCUGAUAAUGUUCGCGUUUGGGAUUUAAUUUUUAUUUUCAUAAGAUAUUUAUUAAUCGUUUACGACCACUCAGAGCAAUUCCCCGACCCACUAUUCUUUAUUUUCAAGUCGUUUGUCUUCUCCUCCGACUACAACGCGUUAGAUCCGAAACCUGGAUAUGAAAAUAUCUCUCUUUGCAGGACAUUUCUUGUCAGACUGUUAUUAAACACAGAUUCAUCAGCUUUCCAAACAGUUCUGAACUCUUUUCUUGAGAAUAUCCCGAUUUUGACUGAAUUAUUCGAAAGAUUUAUUUUAGAAAUCAAACAAAUCCGAAUUCUCAUGUCAAAAGACAAAAAACUCUUCUUGUAUUUCGCAACAAUUUCUAAUACAAUAUUCAAACUCAAAUCAGAUCUUCCAAAAAUUGCUUUUCUUCGCUUUAUCAAUGAAUUAUUCAAAGAAACAUUGAUGAUUAGGUUUGCUUUCGCUUAUUCCGAGUUUUCCACGUUCUUUGUCAACUUAUUGAACCAUAAAUCAACAAGAGACAAUGUCUUCCAGAUCGUCAAACAUUAUGUUUCAAAACAAACUUCAAUUGAAUUCAUUACAAGUUUGAGAACGUUUUUUUCCAAAAAGUGUCAAGAAUUUCCUGACAAUUUCAGUUACAGUAUUGUUAAAGAUUUCAUAGAAUUUGUUAUUCAAGACCAAGCCAUUCUUAAGAACCUUUCUGCUUUCGUUGAUGUUGUUUUGCAAUAUUUCAUUUUAGGAUUGUCAAAAAAUGAAAAAAUGAUUUCGAUUGAUGACGUAAAUCGAUAUGUUGUAGAAAUAUCAAUGGUCAGUGAACCAUCAGAUGAACUUAUGUUAAUUUAUCAGCACAUGCUGGAGAAAUCUACAUUGGAUACUGUUCUUUUUGAAAAAUUACAGAAAUUGAUAUUCGACCAAAAAGAUCAAGAACAAAACAUUGUCAAAUAUCCUUUGAUUUUCAAAAUGCUUGUCAAUAUUUUUUAUCCUUUGUUUACGGAUGACGUCCUUGACUACAUUUCUUCGUUGUUAAACUAUUCCGACUUGAAUUGUGUCGCUGCACAUCGUGCUGACAUCAAUUUGUAUCUAACAGAAAAGUUGUUGGAUGAAAGAAAUGGAAAAUCUUUGGAUGAAAAAUUGGUCGAUAAAAUUUUGUCACUUUUAUAUAAAAUCGGUUGUGUGAUAUCAUCUCCAAUCAUUGUCAAUAAGUUCAUCUCAUUGUUCUGUGCAGAAAAUGGAGUUCUCUCUAAAUAUUACGAUAAAUAUUUGGCGGUUUUGUCAGAUUUUCUCAAAUCAAACUUAGAAAUUCCUGAAGAAAAAUUACCUUUAGAACCGAUGUUUGCAAUUGAAUUCAGAACAUAUGGAAACUUCAAUCCAAAUGAUGGAUUUACUUUCACUACAUGGAUUUAUUUGGAUAUUCCUUCUAUUACAAGAUUAUUUGAAAUUUUAGAAGAGAAAAAUUCUUUGUUUGCAAUUGUUGUGAAGCAAAACACUUUAGUUUACGAUGGUAACGUGAUAUUAGAUAAUUUACCGCUAAAGAAAUGGUUCUUCUUGGCUUUGACAUAUAAACAAAACCAAAUUGAAAUUUUCUUCGAUGGAAACAUUGAAAAAGUCGUUGAUGCGACGAUUAAUUUCCCUUCAAUUAAGAAUUUUGUUCUAAAAAUCGGCGGAUCUCAAUCCAAAUGCGGAGAUAUUGGCGCACAUGGCUUGUUUAACACAUUGAGCUUAAGCCAGAUCAAAUCCAUUUAUCAACUUGGUCCAAGAAACAAUUAUUCAACGGAAAUUACGAAUAUUUUUUACAAGAAUUCUACUGAUAUUUUAGAAUUAUGCUCACAGACAGCAAAAACUGUUUCUCAACUCAAUUUCGCAGAAACAAUCAUAAGAAUCUGCAAAUUGGAUGUUUUGUUGCCACUUUUCGCUCAACUUGACAUCAAAGAUAAUAACGGUUUUGUCAGUGACAGAUUACCAAUGGUUUUGAAUUUAGUUAAGAGUAUAAUUACUUCAAAUUCUGAGCAAGAGAUUGCCUUCCAUUAUAAUGAUGGUUUCCAAGUAAUUUCUCAUUUACUUUUGUCAUCAAAAUAUUCAGGAUUUAAUUUCGAAACUUAUUCUCAAUUUUAUAACGUAUUUUUAGAAUUAUCAUAUGAAGAUUUGAGAAUAGAUAUUUUGGAAUCAUUCCUUUUGAAUUUCGAGUUGUGGAUGUCAGGUGAUCCUUGUCACUUUUUAAAGAUCACUUCACAUUGGAAAUCCACAUUAUUCCCCAUUGCUGGACCAACGAUUAUUCAUUUCCUUUCAUGUUCUACUUUGUUGAAUUACAUGAGAAUCUACUGUUGGUAUUUACCAUUAGAAACUCAUCAAAUAAGAGGAGAUAUGGAAAGAAAAAGUGACAGAAAAAUCAUUACAUCAAUAAGACACAAUAUAAUGAACAUUAUUUCAGAAAACUACAUGGGUUCAUUAACUAUUAAUGACUUUAAGCUUUUAUUAAGUCAAUGCAUGAGUUGUAUAGAUCCAAACCAAGUUUAUGAUUUAUUACUUUUAUUGAACAAAUUUGCAACUUUGUCAUCAACUGCUAAGGAAUUCUUUGACACUCCUGCAAGUUUCUGCGGUUUGCAUUCUUUGUUAUUGAGUUCAGAUGAAUUUGUUUCAACUGCAACUUUGGAUAUGAUCAUGCAAAUCCACAAAAACAACUUAAUAACAAGUUGUUCAUUGACAGAACAUUUAGAACUAAUUUUCCAUAACUUGAAGAAAGGAUAUUUAACACAAGGAAUGCUAAUGAAGAUUUCUAUUAUUACUCAGCCGAGUGCUCCAGAACUUUUCAAUCUCUGCUGCUAUAUCGCGAAUAGAGUUGGUGCAGAAGAAAACAUGAGAAUGUUGUUGGAAAGAUUAGAACCUGAUCCUGAUUUCGCAAUUCCUAAAAAUUGGUGUGUUUGGGCUGUUGUUGCUGCAAUAAAUACAAAUGAAAUACUUAUGAAAAUGAUAUUCGAGUUCCUCGCUCUUUGUACUCCAUCACAAUGGCUGACAAUAUAUACAGUCAUUGAACACGUCUGCAGAGCAUUCCAGAAACAAAAUGAAGAUAUUAAAGCAAUUUUCUUGGAAACAAUUUUGAGUUUGUCACUUUUUGGAAGAGUGAAACUGAAACAAAAUGAUUUAGAGAUGUUGUAUAUGAUGGUUAGUACUUUCUUAUUCUUUAGAGACAGCCAGACACAUAAUCCUGUUUUAAUUGAACUUUUAAAGAAAGAAGGAAUCGAAGUUCCAAAGGUUACUCAAAUUUUGCCACAAAUGAGAGAUGUUUCCACUGUUUCUGGAUGGGAUUACUUCACAGAAAACGACUUAUGGCUCUACAAUAAAGAUAUCAAGAAAGAAGAUCAAGAAGUUGAUAUCGAGAAAAUUGUUUAUGACACAAAAGUACUAAGUUUACAAUUUUCAAUUGGAUUGAGAAUCUCAAUUGAUUGUGAUUGGAUUGAUCAUUCAAUUGCAAGCAAAUUACUUAGGAUACAGAUGCAAACCAAGCUUAUGAAUUUCAUGGAUUUCUGUUUCUUAGUUUGCGGAUUUUUAAUGAGAACUAAUCAUCCACAAAAAGAAUUUGUUGAAACAUUUAAAGAUGCAAAUUCCAUAUACAAAGAUUUCGCUUUCGGAAGACUUUGUUGCAUAGAAAUAAAGAAUUCUUUAUUCUAUCACGAAGUCUGUGACAACACAGCGAGACUUUUAGACGCAUUAAGAAUGAAUGCCGCAGAAAGUUACAAGAAAGGAUUAGAAAUAUUUAAGAUGAAACCACAAGAUUUGGAAGAUUUUUCAAGUAACUCAUUGAUGGAGACACAAGAAGCAAUCAAAGAAGAAAUGGAAAAUGGUGCAAAAGAAUGGAGAAUAAAAUGGUCACACAUGACAAUAGAAAAUGCACCUUGGGACACGAAAUCGAAGUCAAACGUUGUAAAACAUUACAAACAAAGCUUUAUUUUGUGCACAAACAAUACACAAGUUGUUCUAAAAAGGAACAAACACUUCGAUUUGCACAAGAUUGCAAGCGAAUUAAGAGAUUCGGGUGCUGUUUUCGAAAAUCUACCAAAACAGAAACCAAAAGUCAGAAUUUUACAUCCAUUAGAUAUUGUUGAAUACGAAAAAACAGAACAUAAAGAGAACAAUUCGCAGUUCUACGUAAUAUUUAGCACAGAAUGCGAAUUAGUUACUGUAAAAGGAGAUAAAACAGGUAAUUUCGAGUUACUUGAAGAUUUGUUGAGAAUUAGAAUCGAAAACAAAUCAUCAAUAUUAAUCAAAAUAUCUGAUAUCGAGAAAAUCCUUUUGAGAAGAAAAAUUCACAGACCAACGGCCAUUGAAAUUUUCACUUACAACGGACAAACGUUUUUUGUAAACUUCACAAAUUUCACAGGUCUUGUAAUUCUUAAAGAACUGAAGAGGCACUAUCCAUCAUUAGGAAACAAAGUACAAUCCACUGACAAUUUCAUGGAGUUCUUCAAAGGCUUCGAUUUCAGUGAAAAAUGGGCGAAUGGAGAAAUUUCCAAUUUCGAGUAUUUGAUGUUACUUAAUAUUUACAGUGGUCGUUCUUAUAAUGAUAGCUCACAAUAUCCUUUCUUACCAUGGGUUAUCAAAGAUUAUACAUCAGAAAAAAUUGAUAUUUCUGAUUCCAAAUAUUACAGAGAUUUGAAGAAACCAAUUGGAGCAAUUGGCAAAGACAGACUUAAUGAUUUAAAGAGUCGUGUCAAGGAUUUGCUUCAAUUUGGAAUUAGUCCGUUCUUGUAUUCGUCAUAUUACACAUCUCCUCUUUCUUUAUAUUUGUAUUUGAUGAGAAUGGAACCUUUCACAACAUUACACAUCGAAAUACAAAGUGGAAGAUUUGAUAACGCAGCAAGAUUGUUCUUGAGUGUUUCCGGAGCAUUUAAAUCUGUUAUCACUCAAAUGAAUGAUUACAGAGAAUUGAUUCCUGAAUUCUAUUGCAUGCCUGAGUUUCUGAUGAAUUUGGAUCAAUUCGAUCUCGGAAAAACAGAUGGACAAAGAGUUAACGAUGUAAUUCUUCCUCCAUGGUCAAAGAACGCGAUGGAUUUCGUCUACAAAAUGAGAAAAUUCCUUGAAAGUGAUGUUGUUUCCUCAACAUUGAAUGACUGGAUUGAUUUGGUCUGGGGAUACAAACAAAGAGGAGAAAAUGCUGAGAAAUGUGACAACGUUUUCAAACAAGAAAUGUAUGACACAAUUUGGUCGAAAGAACAACAACAAAAGAGUGAAACAAUGCCAAUGAGAAUUAAUGAAAUUGAAUCAAUGAUUAACUUAGUUGGACAAAUUCCUCCUCAGCUGUUUAAUGAACCUCAUUUGAAGCGAGUAACAAAUAAGAGAAAUGUUUCUUGCUUAGCAAGAUUCAUACAGAAGAAUUUAGUUCUUUAUCCAGCAAGUUUUUCAUCAAUUGAAGAAAUCGAAAGAGGAAAGAUUUCUUUGGAUGUUUUGGCCGCAAAUAUGAUUACAAAAGUUAAUAUUUUAAUAACAGAUAAUGCAGAACCACAAUUCGAAUUCAUCCCUAAUUCUGCAAAAGGUUUCAUUCCUUUGGAUAUCUGCGAAGUUGUUAAUCUCGGCGGAAAAUUACAUUGCGGAAUUGGAAAUUCUAAUUACGAUGUCAUUGCGUUUUUAAUUAACACAGGUGCUUGCGAAAUCAUGCCAAGACCAAGGCAAUUGGUUUCCUCAAUAUCUGCUUCAGGAGGAUUCCUCGCAAUUGCAAGUGAAGACGCGAGAAUUCAUAUAUACAAGAGAAAUAAUUUGAAGACGGAAGUUGCAUCAAUUCCUUCAUAUAGAAGCAGCAUCAAAUCUGUUUGUAUUUCCACAGAUUUCCAUACAGUUAUUUGUGGAACAUCAGACAAUGCUCUCCUCUUUACUUCUUUGGCAACUUAUGAGACUUACAGAGUUGUCGAAAUUGAUAUUUCUCCUCGCCACAUCAUUGUAACAAGUGGCUGGGGAUUUGUUGUUGUUUAUGGAGAUCUAAUCAAUGACGGAAUUCGACAACAUUUCAUUGAUGCUUAUAAUAUAAAUGGCCAGCAAAUCCGCCAUUUCUCGGUUGAUUUCGAUGUUGUCUGCUGGUCUUCUUUUAAGAGUCCAAGGGGCUUCGAUUUCAUAGUUGCAGGAACAAGCGAUGGAAGAGUUUUUAUUUUCGAAGCAUAUUUCGGAAGAAUUGGAUUCCCUGUAAUUGAUGCAGGCGAAGAAGCAAUAUGCGUUCAAUAUCUUCCUCAAUCUAAUGUUGUUAUAUGUAUAACUAGAAAUAAGAUAACAAUUGCUCCUUAUAUUAUAGAAGAAAACAAACUUGACUAA